Dermochelys coriacea (leatherback sea turtle) is the source of this 1241-nucleotide messenger RNA. RefSeq names its product hes family bHLH transcription factor 1 (gene HES1). Lineage: Eukaryota; Metazoa; Chordata; Testudines; Dermochelyidae. Gene Ontology annotation, molecular function: protein dimerization activity; RNA polymerase II cis-regulatory region sequence-specific DNA binding; DNA-binding transcription factor activity, RNA polymerase II-specific. Gene Ontology annotation, biological process: regulation of transcription by RNA polymerase II; regulation of neurogenesis; anterior/posterior pattern specification. The coding region runs from base 144 to 1022 and encodes 292 amino acids. The record is from RefSeq and is a predicted model, not a curated record. Gene Ontology annotation, cellular component: nucleus. The transcript is spliced from 3 exons.
GCGGCCAGGGACCCCGCGGGACUCGCUCCGCCGGCAGCCGCCUCGCCCUGGCCCCGCGGCUGGAGCCCGAGCGCCGCAGGGUCGCGCCCCGCGGAGGGGGCCGCUCGCGGCCGGGAGAGCCCGGUGCGCGGCGCUGCGGGAAGAUGCCCGCUGACGUGAUGGAGAAAAACGCCUCGCCGGUGGCGGCCACCCCGGCCAGCGUCAACGCGACGCCGGACAAGCCCAAGACCGCGUCCGAGCACCGCAAGGUAAAGGCGGGGGGUCCCCGCGGGGCUGGGGGGCUCGGCCCGGGUGCCUGCGGGGGGUCGAGCCUGGGCACUCACCGCUCGCCCUCUCCGCAGUCCUCCAAGCCCAUCAUGGAGAAGAGGCGACGGGCGAGAAUCAACGAGAGCCUGAGCCAGCUGAAAACCCUCAUCCUGGACGCCCUCAAGAAAGACAGCUCGCGGCACUCCAAGCUGGAGAAGGCCGACAUCCUGGAGAUGACCGUGAAGCAUCUCCGGAACCUGCAGCGUGCCCAGAUGACGGCUGCUCUCAGCACAGACCCCACAGUGCUGGGCAAGUACCGGGCCGGCUUCAGCGAGUGCAUGAACGAGGUGACCCGCUUCCUCUCCACCUGCGAGGGGGUGAACACCGAGGUGCGCACCCGGCUGCUGGGGCACCUGGCCAGCUGCAUGACCCAGAUCAAUGCCAUGAACUACCCAGCACAGCCACCGCCACUGCCCCCACCCGGGGCUCCGCACGCCUCCUUCGGGCAGCCACUGGUGCAGAUCCCCGCGGGAGCAGCACCCCCAGGCGGUGGAGUGGUGCCGCUCAGCGGGAUGCCUUGCAAGUUGGGGAGCCCGGCAGGGGAGGCCACCAAGGUGUACAGCGGCUUCCAGCUGGUGCCUGCCUCAGACGGCCAGUUUGCCUUUCUCAUCCCCAACACCUUUGCGCCUGGCGGGGCCGUGGUGCCACUGUAUCCCAGCGGGGGCCCCACUGGCAGGCCUUCCCUCACAGCGGACUCUGUGUGGCGGCCCUGGUGAGCCAGCACCAGUAGCGGGACUCUGGACUAUCAUUACCUGUUCAUAUUGGAUUGUGCCUCUGUACUAUAGCCCCUCCGCGGGGUGGGCCACUCGUGUUUUCCAUGAGAGCUCCCUUGCGCCCUCCCCCCCCCUUUUUUAAUGUGACACCAAAGAUCCUGUCUGAAUGCUCUUACGAUACAAUAAAUGCCUCGCUUCCUUGGGGAAGUUAUUUGACAAUAA